Molecule: messenger RNA, 2160 nt
Organism: Sungouiella intermedia
Lineage: Eukaryota; Fungi; Ascomycota; Pichiomycetes; Serinales; Metschnikowiaceae
Source: the annotation of a GenBank genome assembly
AUGGUUGUACCUAACAGAAUUGGCGUUUCUCCGAUGUGCCAGUACACCUCCGAUAACUACGAGGUGACUGAGUACCACAAGGUCCACUAUAGUGGAUUGGCAUUGAGAGGACCAGGAUUAAUUGUAGUUGAGGCUACUAGUGUGUCUCCGAAUGGUGGAACAUCCAUUGUUGACUUGGGUAUCUGGAAGGACUCCCAGGCUGAAAAGUUUAGACCGAUCGUGGACUUUGCCCAUGCCAAUACUUCUAAAAUAGGCAUCCAGCUCGGCCAUGCGGGUAGAAAAGCCAUGCAAUCAGCUCUUUUCGAGUAUUUAGAGAAUUGGGACCCAAGAGGUAAAAAGGAAGAAGUGGUUGCACCCUCAGCUAUACCUUAUAGACCGGGAGGAAGACUUCCAACUCCCAGAGAAUUAUCUAUUGAAGAGAUUCAUGAAGUUGUCAAGCAGUUUGGACAAGCAGCCAAAAGGGCAGUUGAUGUUGGAUUCGACUUCGUGGAAAUCCAUGCUGCUCACGGAUACUUAAUCAGCGAGUUCUUAUCUGCUAGGUCCAAUCAUCGUACAGACCAAUAUGGAGGGUCAUUCGAUAACAGAAUCCGAUUCUUGUUGGAAAUUAUUGAUGCUGUGAGGGAAAAAAUUCCAAAAGAUUUCCCACUUUUUUUGAGAUGGAGUGGCAGUGAGCUCAGUAGCGACCCUAAAGGAUGGACAGUUGAGGAUUCGAUCAAGUUGGCACCCAUCGUUGUAGAUCAUGGGGUGGAUUUCCUUGAUGUUUCUGCUGGUGGAAACGACUCAAACGCACUUAGAGCACCCAAGGGAUUUGGAAUGUUUCUUGAGUUUGCAACCGAAGUUAAGAAGGCUGUUGGAGACAAAGCAGUUGUUGCUUCUGUGGGCAGAUUGCACGAUCCAGUAAAGAUCAACCAGUUGCUCGAAGAUGGAGUGAUUGAUUUUGCUUUGGUGGCAACCGGGGUUCCAUUCGAAUACCCAAUGGCAGAAGGUGUUGUAGGGUCUGCAAUUGACUUAUCGGAGAAAACUCCAAAGCUUUUCCAACCAUUGAAGGUCAAAAAUAUGGUCUUACCUAACAGAAUUGGUGUGUCUCCAAUGUGCCAGUACACGGCUGACAACAACGAGGUGACCGAAUACCACAAAGUCCAUUAUGGGGGACUUGCAACCAGAGGACCAGGCUUAGUAGUGGUGGAGGCCACUUCAGUUGCUCCUUAUGCUGUGACAUCUGUGGUGGACUUGGGAAUUUGGAAGGACUCUCAGGCAGAGAAAUUCAGACCAAUAGUCCAAUAUGCUCAUGCCAAUACGUCAAGAAUCGGAAUCCAAAUUGGUCAUGCUGGCAGAAAGGCUAUGCAGUCAGCGUUGUUUGAAUAUUUAGAGAACUGGGACCCCAGAGGUAAAAAGGACGAGGUGGUAGCUCCAUCUGCUGUCAUCUACAGACCAGGUGGAAGACUUCCAAUACCCAGAGAAUUGACAAUUGAAGAAAUUCAGGUGAUUGUUAAGCAAUUUGGUCAAGCAGCAAAGAGAGCUGUUGACGUUGGAUUCGACUUUGUUGAAAUUCACGCUGCUCACGGAUAUUUGAUCAAUGAGUUCAUGUCGAGUCUUUCCAACAAGAGAACAGAUCAAUACGGCGGAUCAUUUGAAAACAGAAUCAGAUUUUUGAUGGAAACGAUCGAUUCUGUCAGAGCAAAUGUUCCUAAAAGCUAUCCGGUUUUCUUGAGAUGGAGUGCCUCUGAAUUGAGUGACAACCCAGACUCGUGGACCGCUCAAGAUUCCGUGAAAUUGGCUCCUUUGGUGGUGAAGCGUGGCAUCGACUUACUUGAUAUUUCAGCCGGAGGGAACGAUUCCAUGGCCCUCAGAAUUCCCAAAGGCUUUGGAAUGUACGUGGAUAUUGCAAAGCAAGUGAAAGAAGCUGUGAGAGACACUGCGGUGGUGUCUUGUGUGGGAAGGUUGAAUGACGCUACAAAGGUGAACGAUCUACUCGAGCAGGGGGCAUUCGACUUUGCAUUUGUGGGUACUCCUUUUGUUAUCAACCAAGGAUUGGUCUACGAGUGGGCUGAACAGUUGGGUGUGGAGAUCCACCAUGCACCAUCACAUUGGCCAGUUCGUAUGAAGAUUGAGGAAAUGAUGCAGUAUGUGAUGGAGUCCAUGGCUCGGGCACAAUUGUAG